Messenger RNA from Ctenopharyngodon idella (grass carp), 1704 nucleotides. RefSeq names its product fibroleukin. NCBI's taxonomy places the organism in Eukaryota, Metazoa, Chordata, Actinopteri, Cypriniformes, Xenocyprididae. The record is from RefSeq and is a predicted model, not a curated record. Bases 253 to 1449 code for a protein of 398 amino acids. The transcript is spliced from 6 exons.
GAGAGAAGAUCAAAUAAAAGAGAAAAACAGGAAAGGAGACUCUGACGAGCACAUAGAAAGAAAGACAAUGUGCAGGACUUGAUAGACUGCAGAUGAUACUGCGUAUAACAUCAGAUCUGAAGAGAGAAGAAAAGUCAGUGACACAGGAGUGUUGCUAGAGAAAAUCCUAUUGAAAUUAAGUAGUAGAAAGGAGUAGGAGAGCGAAAAAGAGAGGGAACAGGUGCAUACUAUCUCUUUGGACUCCUGAGCAGCAUGUGUGUGCGUGUUGUGCCCUUGUUUUUGCUGGGAGCGUACAUGAUGUGUGUAUGUGUGCUGUGUCAGAGGGACAUCCUGGUGGCCGGGCCCCCCAACAGCAAAUGUGAGGGAAGCUGCAGUGCAACAGCAUCACCCCCUAAAAUACAUCACCCUCAGGACUCACGGCUCAGAAAGACUCCAGAGAACCGCAAAAACGCACAGGUGUCUGAUACAUCUGAACGUCUCAUCCAGCUGCAGCGCUGUAUGCUGCAACAUGAAUCAGUGGCUGUGAGUCAGGGAGAUGGGUCUGAUUCACUAGUAGCCUUUCUGGCUCUUAUGGCAGCAGUGCUGACAGAAUGUGACCUCCACUGCCAUAGUCAGAGACUCAGAGAGAUGGCCACCAGACUUGAAAGUGUAGUGGGCAAAAAUGGGGAGAAAGACUUGCUGCUGUUGCUGAAAAGUAUCACGCAUUCUAAACCUAAUGGCCUCAAACCAAGGACUCCUACAGUGCCUCCCUCUGCAGGGCUUUACCCUCAAGACUGUCAUGAGAUCUACCAAAUGGGAAUCAAAGAGAAUGGGAUCUACACCAUACAGCCAGAUCCAAAGCGGCCUGCAUUAGAGGCUGUGUGUGACAUGGUUUCAGCUGGUGGGGGAUGGACAGUAUUCCAGCGCCGGUUUGAUGGACAAAUUGACUUUAACCGAACCUGGCAGGAGUACCGUGAUGGAUUUGGAUCCCCGCAGACAGAGCACUGGUUAGGGAACGCAGUUCUAUCUGCGUUAACCGCAAGUGGACAUCACACGCUCCGCAUCACUCUCCAAGACUGGCACGAACAGACACGUCAUGCAAACUAUAACACUUUUAAAGUGGCAGGAGAAAACCAGAGGUUCCGCCUAACUGCUCGAGAUUACCAUGGCGAUGCUGGCAAUGCAUUCAGUUAUAGCAAACAGUACAAUCAUGAUGGCAGAGCUUUCAGUACAUACGACCGAGAUCAUGACCGCUACGCUGCUGGUAACUGUGCCCGUUACUAUGGUGCAGGCUGGUGGUUUGAUUCCUGUUUGGCCGCUAACCUCAAUGGACGCUACUACCACGGGCGUUACAGCGGCAUCACGGAUGGCAUCUACUGGGGCACCUGGUACAUCCUGACUGACUAUCGCACAGGGGAAAGAUACUCAUUUAAGAGCAUUGAAAUGAAAAUAAGACCAAGGCGGAGCUAAGAAUUUCUAAUUUUUUAAAUGACAAAUCCUUGUUGUAGAUGUUGACAUGUCAUCAUACUCUUGCACUGUGCAUUUCCUUUCAAUAAUGGCUUGUAAUUUUAUAACCUGAACCUGCCAUUAUAUUGAACUUGAGAUAUUUAGAUAAUUGUAUGAUAUGUGAACACAUUUAUAAACAUUUAUUUUAAAAUAAAUGUCAGAUGCCAAAUUUUAAGCAGUUUCUCUGUGUAUGUUAUCAAUUUUCAGUUACUGUUGUAC